Polyodon spathula (Mississippi paddlefish) is the source of this 2266-nucleotide messenger RNA. It is a transcript of the gene acer2, whose product is annotated as alkaline ceramidase 2. NCBI's taxonomy places the organism in Eukaryota, Metazoa, Chordata, Actinopteri, Acipenseriformes, Polyodontidae. The transcript is spliced from 6 exons. Bases 311 to 1138 code for a protein of 275 amino acids. The record is from RefSeq and is a predicted model, not a curated record. Gene Ontology annotation, biological process: ceramide metabolic process. Gene Ontology annotation, molecular function: hydrolase activity, acting on carbon-nitrogen (but not peptide) bonds, in linear amides. Gene Ontology annotation, cellular component: membrane.
UGCGCGGAUCACAUGCCGCUUAGCUGGUAAAUAGCUGCUGCUGGAAGUUGUGAUCGGAAAAGGCUCCGGUAAUGCUGUUUAAUAUUAGAGACAAAGGCACUCGCAUGGUGAGACCAGUUGAUUUAAAGCGGUAAAGACAAAGUGAUUAAACAAAACACGCAAAACAAAAAACCUUCGCAGAAAAGGAUAGAAAUUUAAACCUUUGAACUAUGCUAACCCAGUGAACAGCUGACAUCCGUUCUUAACAGAGCCAGAUACACAAUUCAAGGCUGACACUGCUGAAGCGUUUUGGUAGAGUAAAGAAGUAAACAUGAGCAACCUGAAAUUUUGGAACCAGCUGGAAGCGGGUAGCUCUGAGGUGGACUGGUGUGAAGGCAAUUACCUGAUUUAUUCUGGCAUUGCAGAGUUCUACAACACGAUCAGCAACAUAUUGUUUUUUAUUUUGCCACCUAUUUUAAUGUGCUUAUUCCGUCAAUAUGCAACACAUUUCAACAGUGGAAUAUAUCUAAUAUGGACUCUGCUGGUUGUGGUUGGUAUUGGGUCUGUCUACUUCCAUGCAACAUUGAGUUUUCUGGGCCAGAUGCUAGACGAGCUUGCAAUCCUCUGGGUUUUGAUGUGUGCCAUUGGCAUGUGGUUCCCCAAGAGAUUCUUGCCAAAGAUUUUCAGGAAAGACAGGACAAGAUUUAAAGCUGUCAUUGCCAUUCUCUCUGGGAUCACAACAUGCCUCGCAUUUGUCAAGCCUGCAAUAAAUGCCAUAUCUUUGAUGAUCCUAGGAAUCCCUUGCACAGUGUUACUCAUUACUGAAUUAAAAAGGUGUGAAAAUGUGCGUGUAUUCAAGCUAGGCCUGAUUUCAGGUUUCUGGUGGACUCUAGCUCUGCUGUGCUGGAUCAGCGACAGGAUUUUCUGCGAGAUGUGGUCGUCUUUUAACUUUCCGUAUCUUCAUUGUGCAUGGCACAUUUUGAUCUGCCUGGCUUCCUACUUGGGCUGCGUCUGCUUCGCCUAUUUUGAUGCGGCCACAGAAGCCCCUGAGCAAGGCCCAGUCAUCAAGUUCUGGCCCAGUGAGAAAUGGGCCUUCAUUGGUGUGCCAUAUGUCACCCUGCUCUGUGUGCAUAGGAAGUCACCAGUGAAGGUGACAUAAUUGAACUACCGUGGUGGCUCUGAGCUGCACGCACAGACUGCAGCGCACCAUGUAUGGUUCUCAUUCAUUUUUAUCUAACUGCCCUCAUUUUGUCACUGACUGCUGCUGCAAAAAAAAUGUUACUCGUAUAUACAGAUGUACAGUAUUUUAUAGAUAUUCUUUAUAAACAUAAUUUAUUUUAUGUUACAACUAAUGCCUACAUUCUAUAUAUAUGAAUAUUUUUAUGUAACAAAGAACAUUGAGCGUAAUAACCCCACUUCAAUUCCUACAACAGACUAACUUAUCCCCUGCUAUGCCCAUUUGUUAAUGAUUGUGUUUCGAUUUUACCCAACAUGUGCUAAUUCUGCACUUCCAAAGCUGUGUACAGUGUUUUAUCAUGGUACACUAAAAAUGUUUCAUAAAUCUUUAUGGCCCUUGAUUGCCAGGGGCUUUAUUUUAUUUUAAGUCUGAAUAAUAAUCUGUUUAUACAGACAGUUUACCUUAAACAGCUUUCAUUCAUAUGUAAUUAAUAAGCAAUAAUAUGCAUGUUUUAUUUUACCUUAGUUUUUAGAAUCAUACUAACUAUAUGAUUGAAUCAGCUUUAUUACUUAAUUGGAUAGAGUAGCAAGGAUACUGCUUGGCACCAAACAUUUUUUUGAUGGUGGAAGGACGUGAUUGUAGGAGUACAUGCCAACUAUUAGUCUCAGAUAAAGGUAAUAUACUGCAAAUAAACGUGAGCAAAACAUAAUGAAAAAUAUAUUUUGACCCCGUUAAGAAAUUAGCCUGUGUUUCAUAUUAUGGAUUUGAGUGAUUUGAAAUUAUUCUUAAUAAUAAUAAUUUUGAAAAUGAAAGAUUUAUUUCUUUAAGCAGUGUAAAAGUGUGACUCCUGACUUUCUAUCAAAUCUGUUUUAAGAAACAUCACACAGUUGUCUGUUUUGGUUGUGAAUGAGAACUGUGGCUAUAUUUUGUAUUUCUUACAUAUAUUUUUUUUAACUUCCAAACAUACUGUAUUUGUAACAGGUUAAUAAUCUCAAAAAACAAAAAAAUAAUAAUUGUUAAUGUUGUUAUAAUAGAGAAGAAAGCUUUUCAUGUACUUUUUAUUUUUACAUUUUGUUUCAUGAUGGAAAUGAAAGCAUAAACUGAGUUUAA